UCCCUUUUCUGCUGGUGUCUCUCUCUCUCUCUUUUGGCUUUUUUUAUUCUGUUGGGUCUCCACCAUGUUGGGAUGGCUACUUCUACGGACUUUGCUGGUCCUUUGGCUGGCGCAUAGUGCACACCUGAAGAACAAUGGAAAUGGUGGGGGUGUUGGAAGGGUGUUGAUGCCAUCCAAUGGAUAUGGAUACAAGGGAAAUGGUUACAGUGCUGGAGCCGGUGUGCCCAAUGGAAACGGUGCCAAACCCAAUGGCUACGGUGCUCCUGCAGCUGUGUCCAAUGGAAAUGGUGCUAAACUCAAUGGUUAUUAUGGUGCUUCUGCAGCUGUGCCAAAUGGAAAUGGUGCUAAACCCAAUGGAUAUGGUGCUCCAGCUGCUGUACCCUAUGGUCAAAAGUCAAAAGGUUAUGGUGCUGCUGCAGCUGUGCCCAAUGGAAAUGAUGCUAAACACAAUGGCUAUAGUGCUCCAGCUGCUGUACCCAAUGGAAAUGGUCAAAAAUCAAAAGGUUAUGGUGCCGGUGUGCCAAAUGGACAAGGAGCUAAACCCAAUGGUUACGGUGCUGCUCCAGCUGCUGUGCCCAACGGACAAGGAGCUAAGCACAAUGGUCAAGGAGCUGCAGCUGGUGCACCCAAUGGACAUGGUCUGCCGAAUCCAAAUGCUGGCAUGAAAGGACCCAUGAAAGGAUACGGCCGACCACCUUUCGGUGCAGGUGCUUCUCUUGGAAUGGGGACUCGAAAGGGUCUGAGGGUACCUCAACUAGCUGCAAACAGGAGGGGAGUGUAUAAUGGGUAUGGCGGUAAUGGAUAUGGUGCACAGCCAAUGAAUGGCUACAGGCCAAAUGGUGCCUAUGCCAGGGCUGGCCUUGGCCUGGGUGGUGGCCUCUCGGCUAGAUACUCUAAUGGAGGAGGCCAAAAAAGACCCACACAGGGUUACGGUGGUCCCAAUGGACAGGGCGUUAAACCCAAUGGUUAUGGUGCUCCUGCAGCUGUGCCAAAUGGAAAUGGUGCUAAAAAAAACAAAGGCUAUGGUGCUGGAGCUGAUGUGCCAAAUGGACAAGGUGCCAAACCCAAUGGUUAUAGUGCUGGAGCUGGUGUACCCAAUGGACAAGGAGCUAAACCCGAUGGUUAUGGUGGUGUACCCAAUGGAUAUGGUCCCAGACCCAGUGGGUAUGGAUAUCCCAAUGGUGGGGCAAAGGCACCCAAACCAGGUUAUGGUGCUGGAGCUGGUGUGUCCAAUGGACAAGGAGCUAAUGGUUAUGGAAAUGCAUCACCUCAACCUCAAAAUACUAAAGGUGUCGGAGCAGGUGCACCCAUUGGAGGAACUAAAGCGUCAAAUGGAGGAGCUAAAGCACCAAACGGUGGUAAGCAUUCACUAUCAAAAGCUGAGAUUGUUUGGUACAAAGUUACUGUGUUUUGGUUCCCAGGUUACGGCAUGCCAAAUGGUCAGGGUACUAAAGGUGGUGGUGCACCGAAUGGAAAGGGCCCCAAAGGUGAAGUUCUUAUUCCUGAAGCACUAAGCCUUGCACCAGCACCCGAGCCAGGACUUGUAGUACCUGAGCCAACAAAGGGUGUAGCUCUAAUCUUUCCACAAGGGAAGACAUACCCUAAGCCAGCACCAGUUCCACAAGGGAAGCUUUUCCCUAAUCCAAUACCUAUAGUACCACAGGCAAAGAGUCCAAAGACAGCGCCAGAGCCAGCACCGGUUCCACAAGGAAAGACAUACGCUAAGCCAGCACCAAAGCUAGCACCUGUCGUUUCACAAUGGAAGCCGUACCCUGAGCCAGCACCUGUCGUUUCACAAGGAAAGCCGUGCCCUAACAAAGCACCAGAGGCAGCGCCAGUUCCACAUGGGAAGACAUACCCGAAGCCAGCCCCAAAGCCAGCAUCUGUAGUACCACAGGCAAAGAGUCCGAAGCCAGCGGCAGUUCCACAAGGGAAGCCGUACCCUGAGCCAGCACCUGUCGUUUCACAAGGGAAGCCGUACCCUGAGCCAGCACCUGUCGUUUCACAAGGGAAGCCGUACCCUGAGCCAGCACCUGUCGUUUCACAAUGGAAGCCGUACCCUGAGCCAGCACCUGUCGUUUCACAAUGGAAGCCGUACCCUGAGCCAGCACCUGUCGUUUCACAAUGGAAGCCGUACCCUGAGCCAGCACCUGUGGUUCCACAAGGAAAGACGUACCCUAAACUAGCACCAGAGCCAGCAUCACAGGCAAAAAGUCCAAAGCCAGUGGCACCAGCCGUGCCUCAAAGAAAGAGUCCCAAAGUACCAAACAUGGUAGAUGGUGAAGGAGCUGGGAACCCCAAUGGCAAUGGGCAGGGAGCUAAACCAGCCAAACCUGACUGUGGACCAUCAGGAGUGCCAAAUGGACAAUGAGUGAAAAUACCCAGUAAUGGUUAUGGUCCAGGAGCUGGUGUCCCCAUUGGCUUGGGUGCUAAACCCAAUGGUUACGGAGGAGGAACUGGUGUAAACGGAGGUGGCGCGAAACCCAAUGGUUACGGUGUCGGAGCCGGUGCACCAAACGGACGUGGAGCCAACCCCAAUGGUUACGGUGCAGGAGCUGGUGUACCAAAUGGAGGUGGUGUCCCCAAUGGCUAUGGUGCUAAACCAAAAGGUAAUGGUGCUGUUGCAGGGGGUUAUAAUCCCGUUGCUGCCGGCUAUGGAUAUGGACCCGGAGCAGGUGAAAAUCCUUUCGCAGGGAAACCCAAACAACAUAGUGGUUAUGGUCAAGGUGUCUACCCUGCAGCUGGUUAUGGAUAUGGCGCAGCUGCAAAUGGAAAUGGCUACGGUGGACCUGCAAUUGGUGUGCCUGCUGGUAUGGAGGGAAAAUCAGGUGGGGUUGGUGCAGGACUUGGGGAGCCUGCAAAUGGUGGCAAAUAUGGUGGUUCCGGACCUUAUGGCGGAGCACUAAUCAUUCCUGCUGGACUGGAUGGAACAAGUCAGUUUGAACCUCAACCUGCUGGCCUACGCCCUGAUGGGAAAUCAGGUGGAAUAUAUGGUGGAUUGGGUGGGCCAUAUGGUGGUCAGCCCCUCGGAAUGGGCCCAGAGGCAACAUCUCAGACCAAAUAUGGCAUUGGGGGGUUGCCAUUUGGUGGUCAACCCCUCGGGUUGGGGACUGAUGGUGCAGGCAAGUAUGGAAAUGGUGGAAUCUCCAACGCACCUGGACCUGAUGUUGGCAAGUCAGUUGGUAAAUACGGAAAUGGUGGUCUACCCUAUGGAUCUCAGACUCUUGGAUUGGGUGCUGAAUCCAAAUCCUCUGGAAAAUACGGCGGGCUAGGCACUGGAAUGGGAGGGGAUCCUGCACCUGGAAAAUAUGGAUAUGGUGCACCUUAUGAUGGGCAACAUCUUGGCCUAGGGGGUGAUCCUGGGAAAUCAGCUGGCAAGUAUGGCUAUGGAGAGGUGCCAUACGAGCCUCAGCCUCUUGGACUUGGCCCCGAUUCCGGUAAAUCGAAUGGAAAAUAUGGACAGGGUGGGUUGCCAUACGAGCCUCACCCUCUUGGGCUCGGUCCAGAUGCUGGAAAAUAUGCAGGCAAAUAUGGGGGCGGUGCACCAGAAUCCUAUGCACCAGAACCUCUUGGCUUUGGUGGUGAAGGACAGAAAUCUGCUGGGAAAUAUGGUAACCUUGGACCAUACGAGCCACAGACCCUUGGAUCAGUCACUGAUGGCAAAUCCACCGGACAAUACGAAAAUCCUAUGCCUUAUGAGCCUUUGCCCCUCGAAUCAGAGGCUGUCGGAAAGUCAUACGGUAACGAGAGAAUAGGAGAAAUAGCACCAGCACAACCUGCUAGACGUGAAGAGGGAAAAUCUACUGACAAAUAUGGAAAUGGGGGUUAUAUAAAUGGACAAGUUCAGCCAGAAGUUGUCUCCUUCCCCCCAGCUCCCACUCCUUGGCCCUCCAUCUCCUAUCCCCCCAUCCCUUCAUUUGUGCCCGUAGUGUCCUUCUUCCCCCCCGAGGCCCCUGCCGCAGCUGUUUCAGAGGCCCCACCCAAGCCUGUGGGCACUGCCAGCCUCUCCCUUGCAUCUGUGCCCAGCACCCAAAUGAAAGCCCCGCCACACGGGCCUGACACUGCGUUGCUUCAGCCACCGCACCAGAUACACAUUCAGCAGCACCUCAAGCUGCACAUUCACCCGCAGGGCAAAUCAUGGCGAGGAGGUGCAAAGGAGAACAAAUACGAAUUAACAGGAUUCUUUGGGAAUAGUGGAUACUAAGGUUGACCAGGGCGACGGUGGCCAUUUACAGCAUUUAACUUCACUAGAUUUUUUACAUUGUUGUUGUUGUAUAUUUGUUUUAAUUCCCUUUUUAAUUGAUCCUUCGUUUUUGUAUAAUUAUUCAUAUCUCCGUGUCCAUGCCGAACCAGUCCUGCCUGACAUAUUUUUUAUAGAUUUCAUGCCAUGUCUGUAAUAUCACUAGAACUAAGAAAACACACAUUUAAGUCUUGUUAGGGCAUACCUUCUUUGUAGUUUAUAUUUUCUACAAGUUUAUCUUGAUUAUAUGUCUGUCUUGUUUCAUUUCGUAACCACCUGUCUUACUACACUUACUGGAUAUGAUGAAUCAUGUUUUGAGAGUUUGUGUGCUACAAAUAUUUAAUGUGUUGAUUGAAUCAGUCCAGUUUUUGUCUGCAUAGUUUUAUAAACUCAAACAAAUGUAUUUUGUAUGGGAAAGUUUUUUUUUUUUUACUACCUGUGGCAAACACCUGUACAUUUUUGGACAAUUUUGAUGGAAUAAAAAGAGACUGGAAAUAUUA
Salvelinus fontinalis (brook trout) is the source of this 4740-nucleotide messenger RNA. RefSeq names its product calymmin (gene cmn). The record is from RefSeq and is a predicted model, not a curated record. Lineage: Eukaryota; Metazoa; Chordata; Actinopteri; Salmoniformes; Salmonidae. The transcript has 53 exons.